AUGGCUUCAUUUAAUUCAUUCGUCAAGUCGACCGUUUCCUCGGGCGUGUACGCCACCCCGCGCCGCCGUCUUCGCAUCGCCCCGAAAAUGUCGACGUUUUCCGCGUCGUGCGAUGCUGUCGAUGCAAAGUCGCAUCCGCCAGACGAGUCGGCUGGGCUGAGCGGCCCAUCCAGCGAGCGAGUCGGCGGACGAUCAUCAGCGGCACAGCCGCCCUUCGUCGCUCGCCCGGCAUCAUCCAGCAGACGUGUUGAAUCAUCGUCAACGCCUCUAGCAGGUGGUGCGGCAGUGGCGGCAUUGUCGGCAUUGUCGCAGCAGCAGCCGCCGGCGCUCCAGUCGCAGCGCUCCGUCCUCGUUGUCGGCGCCUCUCAGCCAUCGGAGGCCGCCAACCAGCCCAACCCCCAGUCUCAAUCCCAGUCUCACUCCCAGUCAGCAGCAGCAGCAGCAGCAGCAGCAGCGGUGCCUCUGCAAACGCUUGUCUUUCUAUGCGGUCCACCCUGCUCGGGAAAAUCCUUCUACAUGCUCAACUCGCCGGAACUCAUCUCACACGUACGACUCUCGCGUCGAGAUCACUUUCGGUGCAAUCCGAGAGCGGGAUUGCGCACGUUUGCCAUUGCGAUGAGGCAAUUGCUUGUUGCAGGUCACAAUGUCCUCAUUGACGACGAUAACGGCAGCCUGGAGACUCGACAAGAGCUCAUCGAACAGGCACGCACUGCAGUCCCGACCAUCGAAGUGCAUUGCAUCGUGUUUCGCCCGCGUGGUGCACAGUUGCAAUGCAGAUGGGCGCGAGAAUGGGCACGGGCAGAGCUGACCUUGUACACUCCCGCUGAAAUCAUCAAGGCACACCAACUCCACCUGCUUCAGGCAGGCUUGCAGCCCGUCACGCCAGCUGCGAGCAGCGGGAGCUACAGCAGUGGGCGCGCUCGAGCUGGUCGUGCACCCAUCGUCUACCCUCUGAUUACGCCAGCUCCACAGCGUGCCAUGCCCGAGAAAGAGUUUUUAGCAGAGCUCCAUCGGUGGCGUAACAUUUGCUUCCAGCACAACGCCGCAGUUGAUGCGGGACCAUCAACGUCAGGGUCGCUCCCAGCCGGUCGAGCUCCACUCACGCGGCGUCAGACAACCGCGUCGUUUGUGCCGACAGCCGAGGCGUACACCCGUCCUGUGGCCGAUCGCAAUCAAACUCCCGCUUCCAUCAACGUUGUGCACGAGCUGGUUGUGCCACUGACCUGCAACACCGAGCUGGGGCCGUUCGACAUCCCCUGUCUGGUUAUUGAAUUUGAGCGUGCGCGCAUUUUCAGCGCAACCAAACGGCGAUGGGAGUUAAAGCCAGAACUCGUCCAAGCGCUGCAGGGGUGGUCUGCCGCACAAGAGCGAAAUCGCACUUGCGGCAGAAUCGUCUUUACUGCGAGCUACCAGGACCGACCACCAACCCUUCCCAACCGAGCCCGGCCUGACGACCCGGCCACCGUCACAGAGAUGGAUAUGACAGCAUUGCUGCCCGAUGAGCUGGGCGAUGCGAAACCGCGCGCCUCGAAAUCAAACGAUGGCGACGACCCGGAUGUUCAAAUCAUGCCCCAAACGGCUGAAGAGAGCCUGGCAACCAUGCAUGUCAUGGCUGCAAUCGUCUCUGCCCUCCAGCCGCUCACCAAAAGCAGAGCCAACUCGGCCUCCAGCGCCCUCAGUGUACCCGUCUAUCUCUUGCUAGUCACCAGCGAAAAUGCUGGCUCGACCUUCUUCCCGACACUUGGGAGCGCUGGCGGCAACCCAAGUGGCAGUGCCGCUUUGCUUCAAACAACUGCGUCUCCAACAGGACACAUUGCAUGGCUCCAGCGGCGGCACCGCUUCAACCUCAUGGAUGCCGCCUCGCUCUAUGUUUGCUCCAAUGCUGGGCUUGCAGCAGCGGCGAGAGACGCAUGUGUGCGGCGCGUCGACAUGGAUGUCAUUCUGGCCGAGCCUGAGCGCAUCACGGCCGUGCGCUCGCUGCCCACGCAGCUGGACUUUCUGGAAACGUGCGACUUUGGUGCGGUUGUCUCACCGGCGUCACUCCAGAGGCAGCUGGCUAUGCUUGAGCUCCGGGAUGCUGGUGAUGUGCCGCGAUGGCCGGAAGUGUCGACGGCCGACGAGCAGGACGAGGUGCCGUUGGCGGAGGCUUACUUGCCGACACAGCCCGGUCGUCCGCGACAUCGCGCGCGUGCCGUCGAGCUGAAACUGGAAGGGCAGGAUGCCCUGGCACCGCACGCCACGGUAAUGUGCGACCUGGGCACAGAGGGGUUUGUCCAUUGUAUGCUGCCGUUUUCUGCAGCCCGUGUUGAGCAAUUUCGCGCCGAUUUGCGCCAGCGCCAUCUCCCGCUCCGCGCGAAACGACUCCAACUGCGGGAAGCAGCCGUCAGCUCUGGGAGUUUUGCCUCGUCGUCUCAGCCAAACCAUGCCCUUUCCCGCAGUUCAAGCAUCGCCCCCAGUGCCUCUCAACUGUUUCCAGCAGGUGCAGAGGGCCAGACCAUUUCGUACGAAGGAGAUUCGCUCAAGCACCAUGUCCCACAAGAACGGGGAGAGCCUCCACUCCAACAACAGCUUGUUAGCACAGCAGCUGGGACGCAGCUGCCCGAAGCAGUUCCCUCCUCGCUUCCCGAUGUGACCGAUCGAGUCGAGUUCCUUCAGCAGACGUCGGCUGCUUCGUGGCAGCGGCAGCCGUCUCGACCUCAGCUCACGGCGUCGCAGAUUCGAUUGCAACAACAGUCCCAACCGUCAAAGUUUGGCCUGAAGAGAAAUACCAGCGUUUCUGCUGCUGCAAUCGAUGUCAGCCAUCUGACAGGCCCGGCUUUCGACCCGCCGCUUGAUCUGGAAGAGAUUGAAUCGUAUGCCUUUCCAAAAGUGUUUUCCAAUGGAUCCCGCAUGCACGAAACAGACAUGCUGGACAGUUCACACUUUCCGCGGCCCCGGAUCCGCAAUACGCCGAGCGGGCAUGUGGAAAUAUUCGAUGAGUGUCGUGGAGAGCAAGAGCAGCACUACCACGUUGCAGUGCAACUCAAUCGAUCGGGGAUUUCGGCAAGCCAGUGUCAAUGCGCCUUCAAGUUGAAGUUGGCGGACAGUCCAAGCGAGAGGAUGACUGGAUGCAAACACAUUGUUGCACUGCUCUUGCGAUACCUGUAUGCGCACGAGGACUUUGAAUUUUGUCGCCACGGGGACGGUGCAGCUGGUACAGACCUGGCUCCCGCGCCGGCCCAGUUGCCGUCUGGAGCUACACCUCCUGCCACUGCUUCCCCUGCUUUGAAUGCUUCGAACGCAUUCGCUGUGUCUGCUGCUGCAUCUGCUGCUGCUUCUGCUGUUGCUUCUGCUGCUGCCUCUUCCACUGCCGCUGGCAUCUCAGCCCCGCCCCUUGCCACUCGCGUGUUCUCCAUCGCAGCCAGCAGCAGCAGCAUUCAAGUCGAUCACGAAGUCACACUUGGAGUGCGAGCUGUCUCUCCGAGCCUCAGCAGUCAACGUCCCGUAAUGCCGCAACCACCACUCCAACCGGUCGCUGCGACGUCAUUGCAACCUCCGCAGGCCUCCCAGCAGCCCGUUGUAACGCCCCACUCCUUUCUGCAGCAGCAGACGGCAGUGUCUGUUCCAGGGUCGCAGCCGCAACCCUCGCGCGCAAACUCUGCCACUCGACGUGCCACACGGCUUCUCACGCCCCAAUCGCUGCUGCAAACCUGCCAAUUGUUGUUGAAACAGUGUGAUUUGAUGCACGAGGCAGUCGAAGACAUUACGGCGAUGAGCAUCCUGGAAAAGGCCGGCGCCGCUUCCGCUCCAACGCCUCGGGCCAAACCUCCAGCCAAGACAAUCGAGUCGUACAUGGUCACGUCCGCUUCCAAGGCUCCGAAUCGAGCCUCGCCCAGUCUGCAGUCGGAGCCUGCAACUCGAGUGGAAGACACGGCAGUUGCACCUCGGCCACGCAGGCGGCCUGCUGAAGUCGCAACAACCAAAGUGCCUUCAAAGCGACAACGGAUGGAGCAGCCAGAGCAAGAUCAAGCACGCGAGGCAGCACAACAGGACAUACCCCAAGCAGCGGUUGCAGCGGCACCAGCCACGGCUACGGCGCUUCCCAAACCACACGCAGCAUCGCAGCAGCAGCAGCAGCACCCAUCCGUUCCAACAGUGCCAGCUCCUGCCUCCAUUGCAGCGCCCAAGCUACAUGCCUAUCUCGCUGAUUUAUUUUGAUCAUUUUUUCAUUGUAAUAACCACUACUGUACUGUACCAUGUUUGCGGCCGGUGUUAAGAAAAAAAAAACGCAGA
Molecule: messenger RNA, 4272 nt
Organism: Capsaspora owczarzaki ATCC 30864
Lineage: Eukaryota; Filasterea; Ministeriida; Capsasporidae
Exons: 6
Coding region: 1-4197 (1398 amino acids)
Molecular function (GO): zinc ion binding
Source: RefSeq, a predicted model, not a curated record